Molecule: messenger RNA, 1512 nt
Organism: Phycomyces blakesleeanus NRRL 1555(-)
Lineage: Eukaryota; Fungi; Mucoromycota; Mucoromycetes; Mucorales; Phycomycetaceae
Exons: 5
Coding region: 1-1512 (503 amino acids)
Source: RefSeq, a predicted model, not a curated record
AUGUUUCCUUCUAUUCAAAUGAACAACACUGAAUGUCACUGCACCAGAUGCAAUAAUAUUGAUCAAGGAGUUUCCCGAGUAUUGAGACGUACUGCUCAGCGCCAUAAUAAAAGAGCUAUAUUUGAAGUAAUCCCAACAUAUCAAUCCGAUUCUAUGGAAGCAAUGGACGGUCAGGCCUACUCACCUAUUCUGGAUGCCGUCUCGACAUUUGACAAUGACGUCUUUGUUGUCGGACACACCAAUGACAAUAACAGUGAUGAAAAUGGCGAAGAAGACUUUGCUAAUAUUGAUGUCGAAGAGUUUGACAGUGAAGACCCUUUUGCUGCUUCUGGUAUGCCCAAGAAUCCAGUGCACAGAUUUAUUGCUACUUUUACAGUACUGUUCGCAUCUCGUUACGUAGUCAAUAAGGGUUCUGUUGUCUUGAUUGAGUUCAUCAACAAGCUCUUGAAGAUUUAUAGACAACAUUUCCAACUUCCCGAAAGUCUGACUGGGCUACAUAAAAUGACUGGCUUUUCGUCUAUCACCAAAGGCAUCAAGCGAUUUGUGUCAUGUCCAAACUGCCAUUGCAUCUAUGAAGAAAACAUGUCCGUACCUCCCUAUUGUAUUUUCACAAAUGUUCGUGCACGCUCUCCUUGUGGUUUACGUGGAACGAUCAUUGAUCCCAUGCAUAAUUUAUUCCUAGGGACGCCAAAGAGAAUGAUGGACCGGUGGGUCGAUAAGAAAACGAUUGGAGCCAAAGAGUUUGCUGCCAUGGAAAAAAUCGCAGAGACAAUGGUCCUUCCGACGGAUUAUACAAAGCUGAUAUCAAAGAUUGGAAAAGGCUUUCCUUACAUGAAAGCCGACGACUGGAAAUCCUGGGUACUGGUGUAUUCUCCUGUUCUCCUGCAUGGUGUUCUACCAUUCGAAAUGUACAACAACUGGAUGAAUUUUGUCUGUGCAUGCCGCUAUCUUAUCAAGCCAAGAAUCACAUUUGAUGAAGUGAACAGCGCCCAUGACUAUCUGGAAAUGUUUUGCAAAAAGGCUACCAAACUCUACACUCCCACCAUCCUCACCUGCAAGAUGCACCAGCACCUCCAUCUUCGCAAGACCAUUCAUGAUUUUGGAACCGUGUACAGUUACUGGCUCUUUGGGUUUGAGAGAUACAAUGACCUGUUGAAGCAUAUCAAGACAAAUAGAAAAGAUAGUUUUGAGGCAACAUAUAUGAGAAGUUUUGUUCAAAACGCAUUCAAGGGUGACUAUGCCAAUGCUGUUCUGAAAAGUUCUAGCCACGUCCCCUUUCUCAACAUUCUCUCAAAGCUUUCUCCAAAAUUCACACCUACCACCACAGUCAUUACCCUCUCCUCCCGUCCAUUCCGAUUGCAAUCAUUCUUACUAGCAUUGUCCAACCCACAUCUUCCUCCAAAGAGUAAUGAACCUCUCUCUCCUUCCACUUUUCCUCUUCAGCUAAAAAAAUCAUCACUGAUAGAUGAAACCGACUAUGCCCAUCUGCUUCAGCACUAUAAAACAUCCUAA